Molecule: messenger RNA, 2061 nt
Organism: Cucumis melo (muskmelon)
Lineage: Eukaryota; Viridiplantae; Streptophyta; Magnoliopsida; Cucurbitales; Cucurbitaceae
Product: CDPK-related kinase 1
Exons: 11
Coding region: 1-1713 (570 amino acids)
Biological process (GO): intracellular signal transduction; peptidyl-serine phosphorylation; protein autophosphorylation
Cellular component (GO): cytoplasm; nucleus
Molecular function (GO): calcium/calmodulin-dependent protein kinase activity; calcium-dependent protein serine/threonine kinase activity; calcium ion binding
Source: RefSeq, a predicted model, not a curated record
AUGGGAAUUUGCCAGGCGAAGGUGAUCGCAAACCCAAAGGCGAAAUGCGAGGAGGACAAUACCGAUUCACAAACAAGAAAUCCCACUCCCAAUUUGCCGUUCUUCACUCCGAGUCCUCUGUCGAGCGUCUUCAAGAACUCGCCGUCAGUGGGUACAAAGCGCCGUUCGCGUUCCCGUUCCCGGCCGUUUCCGCCGCCGUCACCGGCAAAGCACAUCAAGGAACUGCUGGCUCGACGCCAUGGGUCCGGUAAGCCGAAUCAAGUGGCGAUUCCAGAAAACGAGGAGGGGGAGGGGGAGGUAGUGGAGGUGAAUAGAGAAUUUGGAUAUUCGAAGCAAUUUGUGGGGAAUUAUGAGAUUGGCGAAGAAGUAGGGCGCGGCCAUUUUGGGUUCACUUGCAAAGCUAAAGCCAAGAAGGGAAGUCUCAAGGGUCGGAAUGUUGCCGUGAAGAUCAUCGCUAAAGCCAAGAUGACAACAACGAUAGCGGUCGAAGAUGUGAAAAGAGAAGUUAAAAUAUUGCAGGCUUUGAAUGGACACAAGAACUUAGUGCAGUUCCAUGGAGCGUUUGAAGACGAUAUUAAUGUUUACAUAAUAAUGGAGUUAUGCGAAGGAGGCGAACUACUCGAUCGGAUGCUUUUGAGAGGUGGAAUGUACUCAGAAGAAGAUGCUAAGACGGUCUUAGUUCAGGUUUUAAGCGCGAUCGCCUUCUGUCAUCUCCAAGGCAUCGUCCACCGUGAUCUCAAGCCAGAGAAUUUUCUUUUCACAACAAAGGAGGAAGAUUCAACACUAAAGGUUAUUGAUUUCGGACUCUCAGAUUAUGUAAAUCCAGAUGAGAAACUGAAUGAUAUAGUUGGCAGUGCAUAUUAUGUAGCUCCUGAAGUCCUGCAGAGAUCAUACGGGACCGAAGCGGACAUGUGGAGUAUCGGUGUUAUUGCGUAUAUUCUUUUAUGUGGAAGCAGACCUUUCUGGGACAGGACCGAAUCUGGUAUAUUUCGAACCGUGUUAAGGGAAGAUCCAAGCUUUGACGAUGAACCUUGGCCAUCUUUAUCUCCUGAUGCAAAAGACUUUGUCCAAAGAUUACUGCAUAAAGACCAACAUAAAAGACUAACUGCUGCUCAGGCUUUGUGUCAUCCUUGGUUGACAAAUCAUCCUAAUGUCAAGAUUCCAUUGGAUAUGAUAGUUUAUAAGCUCGUUAGAGCGUAUAUCUACUCAUCAUCUUUGCGUAAAUUAGCAUUAAAUGCUCUUGCAAAGACAUUAUCCUUCGUGCAGCUUGCUUAUCUUCGAGAACAAUUUGAUCUCUUAGGUCCGAACAAAAACGGGUUCAUUUCUUUGCAGAACUUUAAGAUGGCUUUGAUGAAAGCUUCAACUGAUGCAAUGAACGAUUCAGGGGUGAUAGAAUAUGUCGACAUGGUGAGUUCCUCACAAUAUAGAAGGUUAGAUUUUGAAGAAUUUUGUGCAGCUGCCAUAAGCGUGCAUCAGUUAAAAGGCAUGGACAGUUGGGAGCAACAUGCAAGAUAUGCUUAUGAUCUAUUUGAAGAGUAUGGAAACAGAACAAUUAUGAUAGAGGAACUUGCCUCAGAACUAGGAUUGGCACCAUCUGUCCCACUUCAAGUAGUUCUUCAAGAAUGGAUAAGACCCUCAGAUGGCAAACUUAGUUUUAUGGGAUUCAUUAAACUUUUGAAUGGAGUCCCCCCAAGUACAAACAAGAAGACUUGACAUUGAUUCAGACUUUAAACGAAGAAGAUGUUCUGCCAAUACUCCUUGCCAAAGUGGUCAAGGAGUUGAUACGAAACCUGACUCACAACAUCGAGAACUUCUGCUUUUAAUAUAUACUGCACACGCAAAUAGUGAGAGACAACAAAAUGUUUUCUUUCAUAUUCAAACAAUUCUCUCUUUUUUGGUUAGUUCGAAUUAAGAUUAUAGAGACUUUUGUGUAGCAUGUCAGAUUGAAGUAACUUAAAAUCUAUUUAAGCUUUGACUGAAGUCUUUGAUGUUCAAAGAUUUCCUUUUGUUGGCUAUGGAAUGCUCUGUAACUUAAUUUAAUAUAGUAAUUUUUAUGGACAA